Molecule: messenger RNA, 3047 nt
Organism: Triticum aestivum (bread wheat)
Lineage: Eukaryota; Viridiplantae; Streptophyta; Magnoliopsida; Poales; Poaceae
Product: protein FAR1-RELATED SEQUENCE 7
Exons: 7
Coding region: 56-2821 (921 amino acids)
Biological process (GO): regulation of DNA-templated transcription
Molecular function (GO): zinc ion binding; nucleic acid binding
Source: RefSeq, a predicted model, not a curated record
CCCCCACCCCCGACCAUCCCCAUCCGCGAUUCAAAAUUUGAAUCAAAGCAGGCAGAUGCAGCUGCAUCGAGCGGACGAACCACGGCCUCCCCGUCCACGCGCCUGGAUCCCUAGGUUGCUUCACGAUUCAACGAUGAAUCGCGGUGCAGAGUCAUUCACGGAUCUCCUCUUCAGAUUUUGUUCCCAGCCGACCGCAACAGAGGGCGUCCCAGAUCUGGGAUUGCUAGAGGAGGAGGAGGAGGAGGAGGAGGAGGAGGAGGAGGAGGAGGAGGAGGAGGUCGAGGACGAGGACGAGGAGGGCGAAGAGCGCAUCCAUCCUAAUUUCCAGAAUCAUUCUCCUUCUUCAAGCCAAGAUGGAGAGAAAUCUGAUGCCACAGAUUCAGGAACUCCUGAAGAUCAGGAGGCUAUGCCAUAUUUCUCCAACAUCCCAGAUAUUGACGACGCAGAAGAGACCCAGCCCGAAUCGCAUCCCAUUCCAGUUCCGUGGACUCAAAGGGUCCGACUUGGCAAAAUUCCUGACAGCCGUGCCACAUUAUCGGGAAGGAAAAGUGCUUUGGAAAAGGCCAUGAGAAAUUACGCUGAUAAGAAGUCAGAGUUCGUCGUCAAGCCAGAGAUCGGCCAGGAAUUUGAUUCUUUGGCCGAAGCUUACGACUUCUACAACCUAUACUCGUGGGAGAUUGGUUUUGGCAUCAAGUAUGGGCAAUGCAGAAGAAACAUUGAAAAGUGCAAGACGGUCCAGGACAUAGUUUGCGGAUGCGUGGGGAAACCACGCAGGGAAAAUUCACAUUCAGUAUGCUGCCAAUGUCCUGCGCUUAUGAGGUUGCAUCGCACGUCAGACCAUGGUUGGUUCAUCCAUGAUGUGAAGCAUGAGCAUAAUCACAGUAUGGCACAAACAUGUGGAGAGAAGUUGCACUGGCCAUCUCACAGGCACAUUGAUGCCCAUGCCAAAGACAUUGUCAUGCACCUUAGGAACAACAAUAUAUCAUUAAGCAAGACUUUCGGUGUGAUUGCAAGCUUUCUUAGGGAUAUGGAAAACUUGCCCUUUAACAAGAGAUCUCUGUGUUAUCUCUGCAAGAGGAUGAAUCAGCAGCAGGGCGAUGAUGACAUCAGAAAGACGAUACAACUCUUCUCUGAAUUGAAAGAGAAGGAUCCAAAGUUUGUCGACAGUGUGCUUGUUGAUGAAGGCAGCAAGAUCAGGGCAUUGAUGUGGACAGACGGUAAGAGCCGACACCAGUACAAAAUCUUUGGAGAUGCAAUAACAUUCGACACAACAUAUCGUACAAACCAGUACGACAUGCCGUUUGGUCUUUUUGUUGGUGUCAACAAUCACUUUCAGAGCAUCAUCCUUGGAGGAGUGUUGCUACGCGAUGAAACAACUGAGACUUUUGAGUGGGUGUUCAAGGAAUUUGCAUCUUUGAUGGGAGGGAAGGAUCCAAAAACAAUACUCACGGACCAAGCCCGUGCAAUGGAGAGGGCUAUAUAUUCCCAGUGGCCUGAUACAACUCACAGGUGGUGCAAAUGGCAUGUAUUGCAAAAAGCAAGGGAACAUCUAGGUUCUGUUUAUUCAAAAAACAGUGAUUUCAGAGACGAGUUUCACAAACUUCUCGAGUAUAUGGUCACAGUAGAUGAGUUUGAAACCGCAUGGGCCAGCUUGAUUGAGAAAUAUCAACUUGCAGACCACCCAUGGCUCACUCAAAUAUAUGAAGUUAGAACAAAAUGGGCAAAGCCAUAUUUUGCAGGUGUGUUCUGCGCAAGGAUGACGAGCACACAGCGUUCCGACAGUGCAAACCAUAUGCUCAAGAAUUAUGUGCAGUCGGCAUUGUCCAUGAACAAUUUUGUAAGGCAGUAUCAAAAAUUAUUGUUUGAUAGACAAUCAGAGGAAGAUUUUCAAGCGAAGAAGACUCGUGUGGGUGGCGUUGUCUUCAACCUGGGAGUGCCUCUAGAAUACCAUGCAAGCAAGGUCUACACUGCAGCUAUGUAUGAGCUGUUCCAACACGCAAUUUACUUGUCAGGGUCAUUUGUGUUACAAGAGGCCUGGCAGACAGAACAAGGCGUGGUCUACGUUGUUAACCACAUCUAUGCAGAGAGGAGGCAAGCAUGGUCCAGGACACAAUAUCAUGUUCUGUUUCAUGAGGGGUCCGGAGGAUAUUUAUGUGAGUGUGGUCUUUACUCACAUAUGGGCAUGAUGUGCUGUCAUGCUAUUCGGGUGCUGCUACAUCUCGGAGUUAGGGACAUCCCAGAAGUACACAUCAUGAAGAGAUGGACGAAGAACGCCUGCGAGAACCUGCCAGUGCAUCUGAUGAUAUAUAAAGCAUGCAAUUCUGCACUGAAGGACGCAACUUAUCGGCACUCUUCCUUGUACAGUAAGGCGCUCGAGAUUGUCCAAAUGGGGGACAAGAACACUGAAGCUUAUGGAGCUGCAAUGAAGCAGUUGCUGGACGCAAUAAGUGUUCUAAAUGAUAUCAACCAGGAGAGCGAUGGACGAGGGUUAAAUGAUCAAGCCACUGCUCAAGCACAUGACCAAGAUGUCCCUGUGACACCAGGAGCAAAUGGUCUGUCAGGUUCAAUGAAUGUUGUAUCACGCAAGAGGGAUCUAGGCAGGCCAACAAACGCAAGAGCAAAGCCAGGUUAUGAAAAUGUUAGCAAGCCAAGAACAAAGUUUUGCUCAAUCUGUAGAGGGAGGGGUCACAAAGCAUCGGGAUGCCCCUCAUUUGGAGGGGUAGCAAAGAAAAAAAGGAAAGUUCCAAAGUGUACAAAGUGCGGCCUGGAAGGCCACAAGAGGAAUAACUGCUCAGGAAGAAUGUUCGGCGUCUUCCAAUGAUUUGAUUGCACUUGCAACUGGUUUACUUUUACUCUUGCCUCGUGCAUUUUUUUGUGCAAAUAACCUCAUUUGCUGUUAAGGAAGAUGAAAAAUGAUGUUGUGGUGAACAUUUAGGUUUAUUCGGCCGUGUAGUGAUCUUUCAGUUUCAAGACAUUAAAACUUGGCACUUCUUCAGAUGAUGUGCAAGUAAGAAGAUAACAUUUGUACUGAUGCGAGAAAGGACAAG